UUUCUUCCUUCAUCUAGAGAGGGAGAGAGAAACAUACACACAUAGAUAGCAUGGCAAUCUCCAUAGAUAACUUCAGCAGCCCACCAUCUUCAAAAUCUCAUGCAACACAGAUUUUCCUCAGAAUUCUUGCCAUUGGAACUACUCUUUCUGCUGCAUGUCUCAUGUUCACCAACAAGCAAGCCACGGUCGUCUACGGCAUCCCCGUCGACGCCCGUUACACCUACUCCCCCGCUUUCAAGUUUUUCGCAUUCGCAAAUAUCGUUGCAUUUGCACUCUCCCUUUUGUCGCUGAUUCUGGUGUUCUUGAUGGGGAGGAAGGCAGCAAGCUCAACGCACUACUUCUGCUUGUUCCUCCAUGACUUGAUUAUUACGACUCUAUUGAUGGCUGCAUUAGCAGCGUCGUGGGCGAUAGCGUAUGUGGGGAAAUUUGGCAACUCACAUACAGGUUGGAUACAGAUUUGUGACCAUUUUGGCAAAUUUUGCAACAGAGGAAUUGCUUCUACACUUCUUGGAUUUUUGGGAGUUAUUAUUUAUUUAAUUCUUACUAUCGUCUCUGCCAACCAAUCAAGGCAAAUCCGAGCUUGAAUUCUACGAUCAACAUAUUUCUAUAAUUAUGUAAGCUUUAUUGAUUCUUACUUGUAAUGUGUGUGAGAAUAUGUGUUGUGUUACUUUGUUAAUUGGGAAAUUCUUGCCCAUCAUCAUAUUUAUGUAAGGUUAUUUGACAGAUUAAUCCAAUUUAUAUAAUUAUUCUUUUUCUAUUAA
Molecule: messenger RNA, 761 nt
Organism: Salvia miltiorrhiza (redroot sage)
Lineage: Eukaryota; Viridiplantae; Streptophyta; Magnoliopsida; Lamiales; Lamiaceae
Product: CASP-like protein 1F2
Exons: 3
Coding region: 51-584 (177 amino acids)
Source: RefSeq, a predicted model, not a curated record